Molecule: messenger RNA, 487 nt
Organism: Acaulospora colombiana
Lineage: Eukaryota; Fungi; Glomeromycota; Glomeromycetes; Diversisporales; Acaulosporaceae
Source: the annotation of a GenBank genome assembly
GGCGGCCUCGAAUUUGUUUCUCGAGCUGCAACCAUUGAUGAUCCAUUUUUUACGGCUCGUCCCCCAAACCACCCACAUGAACUAUCCGGAAUUCAGGUGAUGUCCAUCGACAUACUCCCUUCAGAAAUUCCUCUGGAUUCUUCGAAGCAUUUCAGCAACAAGUUGUUCCCUUAUCUCCGAAGUCUGAUUCGUUCAGAGCAAGGAAAACCGUUAGACCACGAAGAUGUAUCAAAUUUAGACGUUCUUGAGCGAGGAACUAUUGUUUCUGGAGGGCUCUUGCGCGAACACCACACUUGGCUCUCUGCCCGCUUGUCAGGUUCAUCAGGUGUAUCGGCUUCACGGUCGAUGCCAAGUACCAAAAUGACUGAAAAUCCAACGAAAUCCCCUAUUCAACGGAAGAAGAAGGUACUCCUAUUAGGGUCUGGGAUGGUGGCCAAGCCCGCCGUGGAUCACAUAUCCUCGCGGAAAGAUAUCGAGGUCAUCGUCG